Messenger RNA from Dentiscutata erythropus, 123 nucleotides. Lineage: Eukaryota; Fungi; Glomeromycota; Glomeromycetes; Diversisporales; Gigasporaceae. The record is from the annotation of a GenBank genome assembly.
AUGUUUUUAAAAGCAAAUAGAAAACGUUUAGAAAAAACAAUAAAAAACCUUAAGAAAUACAUUACGUGUUACUGGGUAUACUGCAAAAAUGAAUAUGUUUCUAAGAACCAGGCUUCAUUCUAG